CGGAAUGUUUGUUUUUGUUAUUGUGUGUUCUUGAGAGUUCAGAGAGAGUGAAACACCACACCUGUUUCCCAAGAAGGCUAAGAGAAACCCUAGUGAAUACUUCGCACAUUCCAUUCUACACUCGCAUCUGAAGCUAUGCAAGCGCCUGUUCUUGUUCUAAAUGAUUCGCUCACACGUGAAUCUGGAACUAAGGUCCAUCAUGCAAAUAUCCAAGCUUCAAAGGCUGUUGCUGAUAUUAUUCGCACUACCUUGGGCCCUAGGUCCAUGUUAAAAAUGCUUCUUGAUGCUACAGGAGGAAUCGUGGUCACUAAUGAUGGAAAUGCUAUUUUGCGUGAGUUGGAUAUUGCUCACCCAGCUGCAAAGUCCAUGAUUGAACUAAGCCGCACACAAGAUGAAGAAGUUGGUGAUGGAACUACAUCAGUUAUUGUUCUUGCUGGUGAGAUGCUUCAUGUUGCGGAAAAUUUCAUUGAGAAGAAGUAUCAUCCUACAGUAAUUUGCCGAGCUUACAAUAAGGCCCUUGAAGAUGCUCUUGCUGUGUUGGACAAAAUCUCCAUGUCUAUUGAUGUGAAUAACCGUUCAAUGAUGUUGGGUUUAGUAAAGAGUUGCAUUGGCACAAAAUUCACAAGUCAAUUUGGGGAUCUAAUUGCAGAUCUAGCACUUGAUGCAACAACAACAGUUGGCGUUGAUCUAGGCCAGGGAGUAAGAGAAGUAGACAUAAAAAAAUACAUCAAAGUAGAAAAAAUCCCAGGAGGGCAAUUAGAAGAUUCCAAAGUCCUAAAAGGUGUUAUGUUCAACAAAGACGUUGUUGUCCCUGGAAAAAUGAAAAGAAAAAUCAUAAACCCACGUGUCAUUUUACUAGAUUGCCCUCUCGAAUACAAAAAAGGAGAGAAUCAAACAAACGCAGAGUUAGUCCGAGAAGAAGACUGGGCAGUUUUGUUAAAAAUGGAAGAGGAAUAUAUCAUGAAUUUAUGCGCUCAAAUACUCAAAUUUAAACCCGAUUUAGUAAUCACAGAAAAAGGACUUAGUGAUUUAGCGUGUCAUUAUCUAAGCAAAGCAGGAGUUAGUGCAAUUAGGAGAUUAAGGAAAACUGAUAAUAACAGGAUUGCAAAGGCAUGUGGGGCUGUUAUUGUAAAUAGGCCAGAUGAGCUUCAAGAAUCUGAUGUGGGAACUGGAGCUGGACUUUUUGAAGUGAAAAAGAUUGGUGACGAGUUUUUUGCUUAUAUUGUUGAUUGUCAAGAUCCGAAAGCGUGUACUGUUCUUCUCAGAGGUGCUAGCAAGGAUCUUUUAAAUGAAGUGGAGCGAAAUUUACAGGAUGCAAUGUCAGUGGCUAGGAACAUUUUAAAACAUCCAAAACUUGUCCCUGGUGGUGGUGCCACUGAGUUAACUGUUUCUGCUACAUUGAAGCAAAAUAGCUCAUCAAUAGAAGGCAUCGAAAAGUGGCCAUAUGAAGCUGCAGCUGUGGCAUUUGAGGCUAUACCCCGAACCUUGGCACAAAACUGUGGUGUCAAUGUCAUUAGAACAAUGACUGCUCUUCAGGGAAAGCAUGCAAAUGGCGAGAAUGCAUGGACAGGAAUUGAUGGAAAUACGGGUGUAAUUGCGGAUAUGAAAGAACUUAAGAUUUGGGAUGCAUACAAUGUGAAGGCGCAGACAUUCAAGACAGCCAUUGAAGCGGCGUGUAUGCUUUUAAGAAUUGAUGAUAUUGUGAGUGGAAUAAAAAAGAGGCAAGCUCCUGGAUCUACUCAGCCAUCGAAGCCAACUAUUGAGCAAGAAGGUGAUGCAGACACUGAGCAAAUGAUUCCCGAGUGAUGACGAUUAGGGAGGGGUAUUAUUGUCAUUUACUUUUUUCUUUUUUUCUAAUGUUGGUUAGUGUUAGGAUAUGGAGAGUACGCUGCUGUUGUUAUAUCUUGAAAUUUUGGUGCUUCUGUUUUUGGUUAUGGGGUUCGCUUUCAUUCUUUACCACUCUUAGUGGAUGAGUUUAUAUAACUGUAGGGGGU
Lactuca virosa is the source of this 1994-nucleotide messenger RNA. The record is from the annotation of a GenBank genome assembly. NCBI's taxonomy places the organism in Eukaryota, Viridiplantae, Streptophyta, Magnoliopsida, Asterales, Asteraceae.